Leptinotarsa decemlineata (Colorado potato beetle) is the source of this 1404-nucleotide messenger RNA. RefSeq lists its product as uncharacterized. The record is from RefSeq and is a predicted model, not a curated record. Gene Ontology annotation, cellular component: cytoplasm. NCBI's taxonomy places the organism in Eukaryota, Metazoa, Arthropoda, Insecta, Coleoptera, Chrysomelidae. Gene Ontology annotation, molecular function: ubiquitin conjugating enzyme binding; ubiquitin protein ligase activity; zinc ion binding. Gene Ontology annotation, biological process: multicellular organism development; proteasome-mediated ubiquitin-dependent protein catabolic process.
AGAUAGUGUUAUUUUUAGUUACAAUGUUUUCAUCAAUUCUGCAUAGUAAUUUAAGAUGUUUUUUUCAAUCUUGAGAAUCUAUUUUCUCUAGGUAUCAGCUAGAGGAAUUUGUGAAUUUAGUGUUUGAGCAGUGAUUUCUAGCUUUCCAAAUAAUGUCAUUUUUCGACAAUGAAGAGUAUUUAAUUUCAUUUUUAUAAGUUCAGGAAUGUGAUGCCUAAAGGACAAAAACAUGAUGAACUUUGCCCACACCGACUCUUUGAAGAAGCUCCUAUGUGUCAACUGCCAAAACCUACUGUCUCACUUCCCCAUUUACUUCAACCCGAAUGGUCCGACCUGCGGGCGGUGUCCGACUGGUGAAAAUUCUAUAAGAAAUGAGGCAUAUGAAAAUCUCGCCCAGUUCCAAAAGUUUCCUUGUUGCCACAAAGAGAAUGGAUGCUUAGAAAAUCUGUUCCCUAAGGAUAUCCCCCAGCAUGAGAGGUUAUGCAGUUACAGAAAAUACUCUUGCCUCACUCUUGAUAUGAAUUGCCGGUGGCGGGGCUUAUCUCAAGAUCUGCUGACGCAUUUCGAGGAGGAGCAUCCUCUGUUCCUUCUGAGUGAAGGAAACUUUGAGAUAGACUUCGUCAACAGCCACAAGGAGAACUAUCUCCUCCCAUAUGGGGAAAAUUUGUUUAUGGUAAACCGUACUACUGACUCUAAGACUGGCACGUUUUGCUGCAACGUGACUUACAUUGGCAGCAACAAAGUUGUUGAAGAAUAUUCCUACAAAAUUAUAUUGGAGAGUGGGAACAAAUCGAAGGUUCAUGAGCUCACCAAAAAACUCAAUUGCCCCAUAGAAAUAGAUAGCAAAAUAAUCAGGAGCAUACUGAAUGAUCCUUUGUCUAUUGUGGCAAGGAUUGAGGUGUUUCGUGAGGAGAUUUUGAUUAAUAAUUGUGAAAACAAAGAUGAGGACAGUGACUUGGACUAUGAACUUCUUCGAGAACUGGAGUGUUUGGUCUGCAUGGAGUACAUGGUCCCGCCUAUCCACCAAUGCGUUACCGGCCACAGCAUAUGCAUGAAAUGCAAAGAAAAAGUCAAAGAAUGUCCCACGUGCAAGAAAGAGUUCGGGAACACUCAAAAUUAUGCGCUGGCCCAAAUAAUCAGCCACAUCACCUACCCGUGCAAAUACGAGAGGUGCUCUUACAAAGCCAAAGCCAAAAACAUCAAAGUUCACGAGGCGACGUGCUCUUUUGGCCCGUUCAAGUGCCCCCUGCAGGAGUACGUUGGCUGCGAGUCACUCAUCAUCUUCGACGAAAUGUACGACCACAUCCUGAACAAUCAUUACGAGAACCUGCUGGAGAUGGAGACUGUCUCGUAUCCUUUCAAUCAUGACGAUGAAAACGAAGAUGAGGAUUGUUACAUAGUGAG